AUGGCUCUGAUAGAAAGGGUCUGCAUCCUAUUAAGUGGGAAGAGGUUCCCAAAGAUUGUGGAGGACUGGCUAAGCUCAACUGGUCUGUUUGUUGCUGAAAAUAGUGAGAAACUCUUCUCUAGAGUCAUUAAAGCUAAAUACCUGAAUAGGAAUAGGGUUGCAACCUCUUUUAGAAAUGGUUCUCACAUCUGGAAAAGCAUGGGCAGGGGACUCUAUGCUAGCAAGCCUUUGGCGUCUGUGGCUCGUUUGAUUGAUUCCGGGUCUGGUGAGUACCCGAUGCUCGAUAUUGGAAAGACCCGUACCUCGCAACUGAGCUCGGAGUCACUGACCCUGAUUUUGUCAACUAAGCGCUUCGCCCAUGAUUCUCCGAAGAGAAAUGGUUUCCUGUGA
Messenger RNA from Striga asiatica, 390 nucleotides. NCBI's taxonomy places the organism in Eukaryota, Viridiplantae, Streptophyta, Magnoliopsida, Lamiales, Orobanchaceae. The record is from the annotation of a GenBank genome assembly.